AUGUCAGGUCGCCGCCCCCUUCAUCCCAGGUUCUCUCUAUCUCUCUCUCUCUCUCUCCCUCCCUCCCUCCCUCUCUCUCUCUCUCUCUAA
Spirodela intermedia is the source of this 90-nucleotide messenger RNA. Lineage: Eukaryota; Viridiplantae; Streptophyta; Magnoliopsida; Alismatales; Araceae. The record is from the annotation of a GenBank genome assembly.